Messenger RNA from Entelurus aequoreus (snake pipefish), 14134 nucleotides. It is a transcript of the gene pcloa, whose product is annotated as piccolo presynaptic cytomatrix protein a. The record is from RefSeq and is a predicted model, not a curated record. The transcript is spliced from 26 exons. Gene Ontology annotation, molecular function: structural constituent of presynaptic active zone; metal ion binding; protein binding. Gene Ontology annotation, biological process: presynaptic active zone assembly; protein localization to synapse. Gene Ontology annotation, cellular component: glutamatergic synapse; axon; membrane. Lineage: Eukaryota; Metazoa; Chordata; Actinopteri; Syngnathiformes; Syngnathidae. The coding region runs from base 210 to 12476 and encodes 4088 amino acids.
AAAACUGCAGAGAUGCGCUGCAUAGAAAAACAAGGAAGAGGCGGUGGACUCCUGCAGGGAAAGUAACCGUUAAAUGGAUAUAACCGUCUGACAUGCACCGAGACGCCGACAGAGUCCGUUUCCGCUGCGCAUUUUGGGGCUAACCCCCUCCUAGUGGUAGCUCGGGUCGCGGUGAAUCGAUCCAGGACACACUCGGGAGGGGUCUCGUCAUGGGGAACGAGGCGAGCCUGGAAGGCGGCGAAGGCCCGCUGUCAGGGCUACCGGAGGGGCUGGCGCCCGAUGGGGCCGGCGGUUUCGUGCGUGUCCCCGGCGGAGCUCCGGUGGACCUGGCGGAGCUGAGCGAGGAGCAGCGGAAGCAGCUCGCCGCGGUGAUGUCAAGGGCGCAGGGCAGGCAGCCUGGGGGUGCAGCGGCCGCACGAAGACCGUCGGAAUCUGGUGUCCAGCUGCGAUCUCAGCAGACCUCCAGGGUUCCGACAGGCCUCAGUAAGAGUCGCACUGUAGACGCCUUCAACCAGAGUCCCCCUGGCAGGCCCUCGACAGGCCGUAGCCCCUCGUCCCUCAACCUCUUUGAGUCCCGAUUCCGGCAGGAGCCUAAGGACCCUGAGACCAAGCCGUCCGGCAUGUUUGGCUCCAGCUUUCUCAGUGGGGCCAACCCCCUCAGCGCUGUGUCGUCCAUGACCUCCUCCGUCUCCUCCUCCAUCUCCUCAAUGGGUGACGCUGUCAACAUCCCCAAAUUUGGACUUUUUGGAGAUGAGGAGGAAGGAACUACACCUGAAGCCAGCCAGGCAGGGAAACAACAAGGCAAGGGUCCUCAGCAAGGAUCAGGUCCAAAGGGGCCACAGCAAGGGGCACCACAGAAUCAGGGUCAAGGCCCUCCUGGUCAGGGGCCUAAGCAAGGGAAAGGACCACAAGGUCAGGGGCCCAAAUCAGCUCAGGGACCUCCUGGACAGGCUCUCAGGCAAGGCCAGGGACAGCCAGGACAAGGGCCUCCAGGAAAACAGGGCCCCAGACAAGGUCAAGGACCACCAGGUCAGCAAGGACCUAAACAAAGUCAAGGCCCACCUAGUCAGCAAGGACCCAGACAAGGUCAAGAACCACCAGGUCAGCAAGGACCUAAACAAAAUCAAGGCCCACCUAGUCAGCAAGGACAGAGACAAGGUCAAUGCCUACCUGGUCAGCAAGGACCCAGACAGGGUCAAGGCCCACCAGAUCAGCAAGGACCCAGACAGGGUCAAGGCCCACCAGGUCAGCAAGGACCUAAACAAAGUCAAGGCCCACCUAGUCAGCAAGGACCUAAACAAAGUCAAGGCCCACCUAGUCAGCAAGGACCCAGACAAGGUCAAGAACCACCAGGUCAGCAAGGACCCAGACAAGGCCAAGGCCCACCAGGUCCGGGUACAAAACAGACACAAGGUGGUUCUCCACAGCCAAAAGAACCUGCGAAACCUGGACCCAAUCAGCAGGGACCAGCAGGCCCUGGUGCUCAUCCUGGAAAGCCAGCCAGGAAUCAACAAGGGGCUGGGAAGCCUGGAGGUGGGCUCUGUCCACUGUGUAAGACCACCCAGCUGAACGCGGGCUCUAAGGACCCCCCAAAUUACAACAACUGCACCGAGUGCAAGAACCAAGUGUGCAGCCUGUGUGGAUUCAGCCCCCCGGACUCAGCGGGGAAAGAAUGGCUAUGUCUCAACUGCCAGAUGCAGCGAGCCAUGGGGGGCAUGGACCCCCCUGGCAUAAUGAAGCCCAAACAAGGUUCAGCUCCACCCUCGCCGCAGAAACAGGCGGCAGGCAAGCCUGGCAAGCUUCUCAUCAAGCAGCAAAGUACCACCGAACAUGGCUUGACACCACCAACUACUCCAAGGCAGAAAUCCCCAAGCUCUCCAGGACCGCUUUCCCCGGGUUCCUCAUUGGGAGGCUCCCCCAAGAUUGACCCCAAGACUGGCCGCCCUAUUCAGCAGAAGUCCAGUCCGCAGCAAUCACCGGCUAAAGCCAAACAGGAGUCCAGCUUCUUUGGGGGGUUAGGAGGUAUCAGUUUUGGAGGUUUGAGCGAUUCAGCCAAGCCAACUGCGGCUUCGUCACAAGCAGCUGAGUCCGUCACUGGUAAACUGUUUGGAGGUUUUGGUGGAUUGAUGGAGUCAGCCAAGCCUCAAGUGGCUCCAAAGCAGGAGGAGUCUGUGACUGGGAAGCUGUUUGGAGGUUUCGGAGGUUUGUCGGAGGCGGCGAAACCACCAGCCGCCGCCUCUCAGAUGUUCACAUUCGGGUCGUCCCUCUUGAACACGGCCACCAGUCUCGUUACUGGAGAGGAAGAGAAGGCGGCAGACUCUCCACCGGGGUCGCCAGCAGACUCGGGCCCUGGCUCCCUGCCAGAUUCUCCCUUCUCCGGUCCGGGCUCUCCCCCUGAUUCGGAUUCUGCGCCUGACACCCCGCCGGCUAGAUUAAAAAAGGCACAGAGGACCUUGUCUUUGGAGCGAGAGGCAGCUGACGAGACACCCGAAACUAAGGAAAACUGUCCUUUGUGUAGCGUGGAGCUGAACGUGGGAUCAUCAGAAGCGCCCAACUUCAACCUCUGCACAGAGUGCAAGAAGAGUGUGUGCAACCUUUGUGGAUUCAACCCCACUCCUCACUUAGGAGAGAAAGAAUGGCUUUGCCUCAACUGUCAAACAAGAAGAGCCAAUCAGUUGGAUGAUGUGCUACCACUGGCGAUGACUUCCCUAAAGAAGCUACCACCUACUAUCACUUCCGAUCCCUCCUCCACCUCUGCCCCUGCUGCUGUAGUUAGCAAACCCGUAGUAGAAGACCAAACCCCGCCAGCCCCUGAGACUAAGGUCAAGAAGAUUGGGACCCUGAAGGAGCCCGCAGAAAGAGAAAGGGCCACCAAUGAGUGCAGUGCUACCAGCCCCUCAGACCUGGCAAAGCUAGAAAGCACCGUUCUACCCAUUCUUGAGGCACAAGCAAAGGGUGACAAUCAAACGGACACAUUAAAGACCAGACGUAAAUUAGAGGUCCUUCUUCUGUCACCUGACUCCCCUUGCUCAGAAGAUGACAGAGAACUUGGCAAAACCAACGCAAAGAAAAAGCUCCUCGUACCGCUGGACGUCAAGGCGGAUUCUCUGGAUGAUAGCAGCGAAAGCUUUGGAAAAGAAAGCCCAAUAUCGGGCGAUGACGAGGAUUUCAUCCGCAAACAGAUCAUAGAAAUGAGUGAAAAUGAGGACGCCUCACCGUCUGAUGAGGAGAACCCAAUAAAGCAAAAAAUCAGAGAGGAUGAGAGGAAAAAAGUGGAGCGUAAGAAAACUGCUCCUUUGGAGAGGAGUGCAUCAGGAAAAGGCAAAAGGCUAACCAAGAAGAACUCUAUAUGUCCAAAUGAUGACGAAGAUGAAGAACUGCAGAGCUCUCUGAAGAAAGCUCAAGUAGUGGAGGCAGCAGAGAUAAAAGAAGAGGAAUGUCAUCCUGCCACUGCAGUUCGUUUAUUUCCAACAAUGGAGCUGAAUACAAGCAGCAGCCCUGUGUGUAUAACUAAUGUUGAGCUAGAACUUGAGAUGGAAUGUCUUACGGAUUCACCAGACGAUCGAUCCAAAGGAGAGGGGUCAUCAAGUCUACAUGCGUCCAGCUUUACACCCGGGACGUCCCCAACAUCUGUGUCUUCACUGGACGAAGACAGCGACAGCAGCAGUCCCAGCUAUGUCCGCUCUGGUGAGAGCAGGCAACAUAGAAAAGCCAAACACAGACAGCCUGGACAGAUGCUGCCUACUAUUGAAGACUCGUCUGAAGAAGAAGAGAUGCGUGAAGAAGAAGAGCUACUCAGGGAGCAGGAAAAACAAAGGGGAUCUGGUAAAAAAUCCAAAAAAGACAAAGAGGAGGUUCGAGGCCAGAGGAGGCGUGACCGUUCGAAGACGCCCCCAAGCAACCUUUCACCAAUUGAAGAUGCUUCGCCAACGGAAGAACUGAGGCAAGAGGCUGAGAUGGAGGAAAUUAGGCGCUCCUCCUGCUCGGAUUUCUCCCCUAGUAUUGAAUCAGACCCUGAAGGGUUUGAAAUCCACCCUGCAAAGAUUGCAGCAGUCCAGAAAACAUAUAAAUUACCUAUGUCUGUAUCCCUUCACUCUCCAACGGAAGAUCUAAACACAGAUAAAACGAAAAAACCUCUUAGAUCUGCUGAUGAAGCGUAUGAGGAAAUAUUGCUGAGGGCAAAGUCUCCUACAGUUGAAAAUAUUGAGCUACAACCGGGAAAGGAGUCUCUUUACGGAGGUGUGCUCAUUGAAGAUUAUGUGUUUGUCGAAAACUCAACAGGUGACAUUGGAGAGACAGAAAAGAUGAGCGUUCCCGCUGAGCCGAAAAAGCUGAGAUCGCCAGAUGAAGUUUAUGAAGACAUGAUGAAGAAAAGGAAGGAAUUCAUGAAACUAGAACAGGAAUAUCACAAUAUGCAACCACAAUUAGGAAGUACAAACCCAGAAAUUGUUUUGCAGCCUGCUGACAAUACUUCAUCCAACAUCAGUCAAGUAACUCUGGGAAAGGAUGAAAAACCAUUGUUGGAUGCUGACACCGCAUACGAGGAACUCAUGAAGAAAGUCCUGACUCCUGGAACAAGUCCGACUUUACAAGAGUCAGAAAUGGAUGCCACCUCAUCUAGAAGGGCUCUUUAUCCAAUCCCAGACCUAAGAGUCACACAGUGUUCCUCAGGAGAGUUAUCCUCUGACGAAGAGAGUAUCAAUAAAAGGGAGGAAGUUAUAUCAGACAUGACUGUGGAAACUACUACUCCUCCUUCAGAUGAGCAAACACACACCCCCGUUACAGCAUCCCAAACUGACAUUGUUGACCUGUCAAGUCCAAUUUCAAUGAUAUUGGACCCUGUUACUGCAAGUGUGACCACCUUGCCCACAGUCCCCCAGUAUGCACAGGGUACUCCUAGCAUCAUUACAACUGCACCACCUGUUCCCCCUAAACCAAAUGUCCUGCGUCGGGCUAGUUCUCAGGAAAAAGCAGAUGUUGAACCACCACUGCCUCCUCCUACACCACAAAAACCUACAGUGUUUCCCAGGAAACCUCCAGUUCCACUCCCUCCUCAGGCUUUAGCCACUCAAGCAAGGCCAGAGACUGCUACCACGACUUCACAAGCUAAACAAUCAUUUACACCGACAUACAAACCUCAUGUUCCACCUCCUGUUCCCCCAAAGCCCUCCAUUCCUUCUGGGAUUGGGGAAGGCACCAGGCCAGUACAUGUCAAACCACCAAUUGCACCGAAACCUUCCUCGCAGUCCCCCUCACCUGCACUUGCUCCACAUCCACCUAGACCGACCAUGCUGACCACGUGCUCCUCUGACAUAGCUUUGAAUCUCAGUCCCUCAUCUGAGAGCAAGCCAAUCCAACCCUCACCAAAGUCCCCUACUUCCCCAAGAUAUGCGAGGAAUCUUCGCGAUACAUACGUGGUCAUCACGCUCCCCUCUCAGCCCAGCUCUCCAGUCGACGGCAUUUCAACUCAAGCCCCAUCUGACCCUGGCCCGACAUCUCCUUCUAACAAAGCCCAGCACCAAAGCUAUUAUCAAACACAGGCUCAAUCGCAGCAGUCACCCCCUCCUCAUACAACUAGAAUGCCUCUAGCUUACACUCGAGUCAUUGAAUCUAUUGAAAGCCAAGAGAUAUGUAGCCCAGAAAAACAUGUAUCGAGCUCUUGCCACAUCAUCGAGGCUGUGUCGGCCUCUGCACAGCUUCCUGUGGUAAUGCCAAACCUAAUCUCUCAAUUGGUUACCACAGAGGUACAAAGAACUACAGUCUCGGUGGUCCACGAAAGGACGCCACCACCUGUGCCAGCUCCAAGGGCAAACGGAGUACCGAUUUCACUAGAAAAACACAAGACGCCAUUGCUUGCGCAGAAUGGACAGAUAGUCUUGCCUGCUGACGUAGUUGAUUUGAGGACUAUGAAGGUGGACGCAGAGUCGGACAUGAGCGGAGUAGAUUUGUCUUCUGGCCCAGACUCAAGACGCCAGUCUUUUGCUGCUGAUGCCAGUCGCCAGAGCAGUGCAGUGCAGUCGCCUGUUGUCAACCUGAGCACUGAAUCCUCCACUGUCUCAAUCAUGACUGAUAGCAUCACCAUUGUGACCUGCGCUGCCACCAUCCAGAGGUGUGAUAAUUUAGAAACCUCUCAAGCAUCUUCAAUUCCCCUACAGCUAACAAAAAACAAAGUAUUCGAACCAGUCUCACAAAUUGUGUACCGCUCCGUGGACUCUCAACCUCCCGCUCAUUCUGGUGAGAUCCCAAUUAAUCUCACAGUUGGAUCUAGUACAGGUGGUGGAACCUUCCAAACACCACCUGUAAUCUCUGAACUCAACUCUAUUGCUGGUUGUGUUGCUAAUGGACUAACGGCAGGCACAACAUCAAUAGCAGGAGCUGUCGACUUGAGCACUGCAAAACCAUUCAAUACCGUAGUAUCAAUGGAUGCCGCUUCUACCGAGGUCGUCACAGCGGUGAUUGCAGUAGACGACGGCAAGCCAGUUGAUCUAACCGCAGGGAAAAGAGCAGUAUGCUGUGACGUUGUGUACAAGCUUCCCUUUGCAGGGAGCUGCACCGCACAGCAGCCCACAACACCUUUGCCCGAAGACCGUUUUGGAUAUCGUGAUGACCACUACCAGUAUGACCGCUCGCCCUAUGGCAUGAGGGGCUUUGGCGGCAUCAAACCAUCAAUGUCAGACACCAAUCUGGCAGAGGCUGGCCUGUUCUUUUACAAGAGUAAGAACAGCUAUAAUUUCAGUGGCACCACAGACGGUGCGGUAGAUCUUUCCUCUACAAAGAUGUCUGAUGCAGGUGAAGCAGUUGACUACUCCAAGAAAGGGAUUUACGCAGGAAUGACAAUCCCUCCUUAUUCCCAAGCCAGAGUAACAAGUGGUGUUGGGACUCUCUUUGGUACAAGUAGUGUCUUGAGGUCAUCAAAUGGGGUGGUUUAUUCAUCUGUUGCUGCACCAAUUCCAUCUACAUAUGCAAUAACCACUCAACCAGGGUCCAUAUUUUGCACGUCGUACAACAGUCAAUCGAGUAUACAUACCAGCGAUACCAUGCCUUCGCUGUCGAACCUGCAGAGUUUGCCAUUGACACGAUCCCACAGUUUCCUGUCUACUGUCUCCAUUACUACAGCCACAGAGCAAGGCGACACCCCUCUCAAUCUCGAGCUAACUAAAGUGGAUACUAGUGUUAAUUCUGUCACCAAAGCAACAACCUCUUUAACCCUUGACACUUAUACGGAUGCAUCCCUUGAGGCCAUCGCUGCCUCAUUGGAGGCUCUUUCCUCACCCAUGGUUCCCGGAGAUGGUCAGUAUCAAGCAGAGCGUGAAAGGCUAGAAAUGGAGAAACUCAAGCAGCAGCGCCUUGCUGAGGACCUGGAAUGGGAGCGCCAGGAGAUUCAACGUUUUCGUGAGCAAGAGCAGCUGCUGGUGCAGAAGGAGCUGGAAGAGCUGCAGGUCAUGAAGCAGCAGAUAUUGACUCAGCAGGAAGAUGAAAGGCAAGCUCACCUAAUGAUGCAAAAAGAAACCUAUGCUCAGCAACAGCAGCAGCUUGAGCAAAUUCAAAGACUCCAAGAACAACUCCGUAUGCAGCUGGAAGAGCAAAAGCUUCGUCAGAUGUAUCCAGGUGGAGACAUGCUAGGAAACGGCAUCCAAGAGGCUGUUGUCUUGGGUCCUGAUGGCACAGUGCUGUCGCGAAAGAUCACAGACAGUGGUUGCCAAACAGAUGAAGAGGAUGAGACACUAAACAAAGCAUACACGUCAGGAAGGAAAAAGAAGAGCACCAAAAAGAGUGUUGACAGUUGUGUGCAGACUGAUGAUGAGGAUCAAGAGGAAUGGGAGUCUCAGAGAAGCCGACAGAACAGACCACGUACUGCCAGGGGAGAUAGGGCAGGUCAGUCUGAGAUAUCUCUUCAAGCCCACACUGAGAUUUCUAUACAAACAGACACCGAUGGAAACAUCAUAAUGGACACAAGAAUGGAACUCUCUGACUCUGAAAGGAUCUCACCGAAGAAACAACUCACACCCUUGGAGAUCGGUCUUUCUAACCUCAAAGCUGAGUCAUCCAUGCUUCAAGCACCACCUAAAUCCCCCAAUGUGCUCUACUCUCCCUUAUCACCCUGCAUUUCACCCAGCAAAUCACUUGAGUUUGUAUCUUAUGAUAAAUCACUGGGUGAUAAAAGUCCUCAGAAGCUAAAGGGAAGCAUAGACCCAUUAAAUGUCUCUCCAGGAAGUCCAAGGGGGCCAAAGCCCAUGCAGAGAUCUAUGUCUGACCCCAAACCCAUGAGUCCAACAGGAGAAGACAGGAUAACAUCUGGUAACCAGUAUAGUGAAACUGAGAAAGGCUCAGGUGGCACACCGACCGGCACUCAAAAGAAAGUGAAAAGGACUCUUCCCAACCCUCCCUCAGAGGAUGAGUCCACAGCCAGUGGACAGACAGCAUAUAGUACCGGUUCUGCUCGCCGAAGAAUGUGCCGCAAUUCAAACAUGGCACGCGCCAAGAUCCUGCAAGACAUAGAUCGUGAGCUCAAUAUGGUGGAGCGCGAGUCGUCCAAACUCCGUAAAAAACAGGCAGAGCUGGACGAGGAGGAGAAAGAGAUUGAUGCCAAACUGAGGUACUUAGAGAUGGGCAUUAAUCGGAGGAAAGACGUCCUGCUGAAGGAGCGGGAAAAGCGAGAGAGGGCUUAUUUACAGAGUGUGGCUGAAGACAGAGAUUAUAUGUCGGAUAGUGAGGUCAGCAACAUCCGAGAGGCAAGAGGUGCACAUGGAGACGAUGAAGAUGAGGAAUUAGACACCCAUGGUCUUGAACGUCCAAGAACGGCACCUCAAUCAGAAUUGGACGACUUUGUUCCACCUCAAACCAAACAUGAAUAUGGAAAAUACGCACAGUACCAAUACUCUCAAGGCCAAUUCCAGCAGUCACUCUACCAGACCCCCCAGUCCUACCAGUCUCAUUCCAUCUACUCAUCUGUGCCCUCACUCACCAGCUCCCAGCAGCAAAGUUACCAUCAGAUGCUCCUGCUGCAGCAGAAAGCUGCCAGACAAGCUGCUCUACUCUCAGAACUAGAUGCCACCAAAUAUGACGUCAUCAGCCGCCAGCCUGAUCCCACAUCGUCGUCUUACCUCGGUGUGAAAUAUGACAAAUAUGGUAACCACCUGGACCUCAGAGCCUUGGAGGUAGGAAGUAUAGCAGGUAGCCCCAUGUCAACUGUGUCUGAUUCCUACUACAGCGACCUUGAUCACCACACACCAAGGAGCUACCUGCUACUGGAAGAUGCUGCAGAGUUAGCUAAGAGCUCCACCGGUCUUUCUGCAUCGUAUAGUCUUGCUGAAAGAGAGCUGGCCAAAGCAGAGAAGCUGCUGCAACGGAGCGCUGCUGACCUUGGAUCAACUGACUAUCUCGGGUCCAGCUCCAGGCUGCAUACGUAUGGAAAAACCCCGGAUGAAGAUGAUCCAAUGGAGGAACCCUAUGAGCUGAAGCUCCUAAAGCAGCAGCUCAAGCAAGAAUUCAGGAGAAGCACAAGUGGGACAGAGAGCUUGGACCCACUGACAGGUCUCUCCCAACACUACUAUACCCCAAGCUCUGGUGUCUCCAGUUACUCUCAAAGACACUAUCCAAAGACGGAUAAGUACAGCAUCAGUCGAUUGACUCUGGAGAAGCAGGCGGCUAAACAACUUCCAGCGUCAAUGUUGUACCAAAAACACAAGACUCCAUUAGAGCCGAAUACCUCCACCAAGUAUUCCUCUAUUACUGAGAGCAGAGGUCUGGAUAUGGAUUAUACCAGCUAUUUGGGUUCUACUAGUGGCUCCCCAAGAUCCAGCCGACUCAUGCAGGAUGAGAUUACCUUUGGCCUUCGUAAGAAUAUCGCAGAGCAGCAAAAAUACUUAGGCUCUACUUUGGGAGCUAACUUGGCUGGUUCGCUAAACCUGGGCCAGAGCAUGGGCUUAGACUCUGCUUAUCCCAGUGGUAGUCGUUCGAGACCUUCAUCUAGGCCUACGUCCUGCUAUGGCCUGGACUUGUCCAUCAAAAGAGACCCUUCCAGCUCCUCACUGAGACUCAAAGGUGACGGCGAAGCCUCCUCAGAAGGGCCAAGUUUCCAAACACCCUCCGGUCGCACCAAACCCACCAGCCUGCCUAUCGUGCAAAGCGGGCGAGGGAGAAUACCCAUCGUGGCGCAGAACUCUGAGGAAGAAAGUCCACUGAGCCCCGUUGGGCAGCCUAUGGGCAUGGCUCGUGCUUCAGCGGGACCUCUGCCGCCCAUCUCGGCCGACUCCAGGGACCAGUAUGGUUCUUGCCUGUCGUUGCAGGACUCACAGCAGCAGCAGCAGCAUAUGAGGGAGGAAGCAAGCAGGGGUAGAGGGUAUGUGCUGCUGGAUGAUCUUCAGGGCCCCAUGUCAGAUAGUGAAGCCCUAAGUGAUUCCCUGAUGCCUUUGAGCAGAGACGAUGCGGCCAAGGCCUACCACCUGAGACGAGAAGAGACCGACUGGUUCGACAAGCCCAGGGACGGACGCUCAGAUAACGGACAGGAGAAGAGACAGGGUAAAGGCCCCUACUAUCCCUUCCCGCACCUCAGGGUCAAGCUGCAGAGAGAUCCUAAAGACCGCAGUGUCUCAGGGAACGGGCUGGGUAUCCGUGUGGUUGGCGGCAAAGAGGUGCCUGGCAGCAACGGAGAGAUCGGAGCCUACGUUGCCAAAGUUUUACCAGGUGGAGCCGCUGAACAAACAGGAAAAAUUCUUGAAGGAAUGCAAGUCUUGGAGUGGAACGGCGUCAUCCUGACGGGGAAAACUUACGAAGAGGUGCAAGGGCUCGUGGGCCACUCAUGUAGUGAGGCGGAAAUGUGCGUCAGGCUGGAUCUCAACAUGCUGGCAGAGUCUGAAGGAUCUGAGCGCCUGGACUUCCAGGAACACAGCAAAACUGACAGACCGCCCAGAUCUCCAGGAGUGGACCCCAAGCAGCUGGCGGCCGAGCUACAAAAGGUGUCCCAACAGCAGGCUCCGUCCUCCGCGGCCACUGCCUCGGCCACCUCCAGCCCUGCCCAUCCGGGCUCCCCGUCAGUCAGCAAGAAACGCCACAGUAGCAAGGCCCCAGAUGGAAGCAAGACCCCUUCCCACCCCAUCACUGGUGACAUACAGCUUCAAAUCCACUACGACAAGCAGAUGGGCAACCUGAUCGUCCACGUCCUGCAAGCUCGAAACCUUGCCCCGCGUGACAACAACGGCUACUCAGAUCCCUUUGUCAAGGUCUACCUCCUGCCGGGGAGAGGUCAGGUCAUGGUUGUCCAGAACGCCAGUGCUGAGAACAAGAGGAGGUCAAAACACGCAGGCAAGAGCCUCAAUCCUGAGUGGAACCAGACUGUCAUCUACAAGAACAUCCACCUGGAGCAGUUGAGGAAGAAGACCCUCGAAGUGAGCGUGUGGGACUAUGACAAGUGUUCCUCCAAUGAUUUCCUGGGAGAGGUCCUCAUAGACCUGUCCAACACAGCCCAGCUGGACAACGUCCCCCACUGGCUCCCCCUCAAGCCACAAACUGAGAGCGACCACCACCGGCGCUCCCACCAGAGCCGACACAGCUCCUCCAAAGCGUCCUCGCAGCACUCGUCCCCCAAGACCGCAGGCUCCGCCCCUGACCAGGACUCACCCAAGUCGUCUGUGAUCAAAAGCCGGAGCCACGGCAUCUUUCCGGAUCCGGCAAAAGGCCAGCGCCCCGGCCACCAGAGGCACAGCGUUGAGGGUGUGCUCACCAUUCAGAGAGCUCAGUCUGAUUGGCUGCCCGCCCUGCCGUUGCUGGCGCCGAACAAUGGGACCAGAGCGGACGGCAGACCCCCGACCCUCAGGAAGGCAGUGUCGGAGGAGAGGCCGACCGUCGCCCGAGCGCGGUCCGGCUACAGGUCAGGAGACGGCCCCGUCACCGCCGCCUCCUUGGACAGUGGCCUGAGCGGCAGCGCCUACAGCCUUUUGGACGAGGACGCAGAACUGAACGAGGUGGACAGCGCUAUCUUCCAGGUGCCGCGACUUGGGAAGAUUCCUAAUGGUACGGAUGGGAUGAAAUCAUCUAUGAGUGAUUCUGAUGGUAAGUCUCAGGUGAUGGGAGAGAUCAAGAUCGCUCUGAAGAAGGACGUGAGGACAGAAGGAGACCAGCUGGUCCUGGAGAUCCUUCAGUGUCGUAACAUCACAUACAAGUUUAAAACUGCAGACCACCUGCCUGACCUCUACGUGAAGCUGUACGUGGUCAAUAUCGCCACCCAGAAAAGGAUCAUCAAGAAGAAGACGCGGGUGUGUCGUCACGAUCGCGAGCCGUCCUUCAACGAGACCUUUCGCUUCUGCAUGAACCCCGCCGGACACUCCUUACAGCUCUUCCUGGUAUCCAACGGCGGCAAGUUCAUGAAGAAGACGCUGAUCGGCGAGGCCUACGUGUGGCUGGACAAGGUGGACCUGCGUAAGCGUGUGGUGAGCUGGCACAAGCUGCUCGCCAGCACCGCUCAGAUUCACUCGUAGUAGGCGGCGCUCACCUGGGUGUGUUUAGCCGUUUAUUUUUAUGCGUGGACGGAAACAUUGGCGAAGUUAUUACAGGAAGUAGCGAGCGAGGAACAGGAAGUGUCGACAGGAUGGCCUAAUCAAGCAGGUACAACAACACACGCUAAAUACAGGGAUACACAUGCUACAUGCUACAUGCUAAUUCAUCCCAGCAUUUUACCAAUGAUUCUUUAUUUUUCUAUUAUGAUAGAUAAUCCGUUCUUCAUGUCUGUAAGAAGCAGUAUAUUUGAUACACACACACACUCACACACACACUACCUAGCAUUCUACGCCGCGUGUUCACUUUAAACAGAGUUUUAUCAAACGUCGCAUUUCUUUAUUAACAUUAUAUUGAAUUGGAGCCUCUGUGACAUGUGUGCAUGUGUCAGUCAGUCUGGUUCACACACUGUACAUAGAAAAUCAUAUAAUAGAUCCAUAUAUAGAUAUAUAUAAAUUAUAUUUAUCACAGACAAUCAGGUCUUGAUGAUUGUUUUUAUUUCUCCUCAACAAAAGCUUUUAUCUUGUGUGUUACUGCGCUUUUUUUUUUUAGCACUUUUUCCUCCUUGAAUGUAAAUUAUGAGAUCCACUCUCUCCCGGCAGAUAUAGGAUAAUAUAAUAUAUUAUAUCAUAGCAAAUUAUAUUAUAAAAAGUAUGUUUGUUCAUGUGGUUUCUAUGCAGUAAUCAUAGCCAACGUGUCUCCAUGUUUUCACCAGACUGAAAUGUGACACAUUUAAAAUGUUUAAAACAUUUUUCUCAUUUAAUUUGCACUUGUUUGUAGUAUUUUUUUCAUGUAUUUAGUUUGUGUUUUUUAAUUGAAUUUUGUAUUAUUUAUUCUCCGUGCAGGAGUGUUUACAGGCGUCAUAAUUCAUCAUGUCAUAAUAAGCUUUUGUAAAUGUCAUGUUUUAUGUUUGGAAACUCAGUGACUUUUUCCCGUUUACAAAAAAAGAAAAAGUAGUAUUCCGAUAAAAAGCGCCUAGUCAUUUUUCCAGCCUCAUUUCGAGCGACGACCAAAAAGACACACAGUUUAUCCCGAUUGUGGUUUUCAUGUCCGCGUGAGUGUUUUUUAUGACAUGGUUUGAAGUCCUUUGCGUGUCACCGGCUCACAAACACAAAGGUGUAACAUCCCAGCCGUGUAAAUACGUCACCUUUUUUAAAACAGCGGGCUUAGGAGCAAUAGGUCCUUGAGAGGACCAUGUGAAAAAGACACAAUUUUAGAGAAAAAAAGGUGGUGAUGUUUUCAGUUGGUUUCUGGAUGUACAGCGCAAACUAACCACACGAAGGCAGUACAGUCUUCAAUGUGCUCACUCUGGAUGUUGCAUGUUUCGUUGGUGGCUCAUAAUAUUUUUGUGUCCGGAUUACGAUUAGAAAAAAACUAGAAAAAAAGAUGAAGUGUAGAGAAGGGUCUAGAACUAUUGAGCGGGGGAAGGGGGGGGGGGACUUAUUCAUGAUUAUGAUAUGCUGACUGUACAAAGAUGAUGCUCGUCUGUUUUGUUUUUCACUUGUAAGAAAAAAGAAAUUGACCGUCUAUUGGUUUUGUGAUUGUGUACAGGAGGUACUGAUACAUUAUGCAAAUUGUGCUGUAAAGAAAUGGCUGUUGCCCCUCCUCCUCCCCAUGUGGAAAUAUAUUAAAUAUGAGUACA